UCUCAAACCAACCAACUUUAAUGACUAGUCUCUGAAUGACCUAUAACAUAUUUACCACGCAACCUUCUACCCCUUCUAUAGAAUUUGGAACAUCCAUACAUAAGUUUACCAAAGAAAUCAGCAGCUGAGUUUGAGAAGUGACAGGAAAGAAACAGCAUGGAACUAAAUUUACAUCAUACAGCUGCAGGAUCUAGUAGACCUGGGUGCAGCUACAAAGUCAUACCAGUCAUAUAUUGGCCACUGGCUGAAACAUCAUAUACAUUUGAAGCAACGAAACACUCCUAGAUCAUUAGGUUUCCAAGUACCAGCAAG
Linum tenue is the source of this 312-nucleotide messenger RNA. NCBI's taxonomy places the organism in Eukaryota, Viridiplantae, Streptophyta, Magnoliopsida, Malpighiales, Linaceae. The record is from the annotation of a GenBank genome assembly.